Pundamilia nyererei is the source of this 816-nucleotide messenger RNA. RefSeq names its product monocarboxylate transporter 2. The record is from RefSeq and is a predicted model, not a curated record. The coding region runs from base 1 to 816 and encodes 271 amino acids. The transcript is spliced from 4 exons. Gene Ontology annotation, molecular function: monocarboxylic acid transmembrane transporter activity. NCBI's taxonomy places the organism in Eukaryota, Metazoa, Chordata, Actinopteri, Cichliformes, Cichlidae. Gene Ontology annotation, biological process: transmembrane transport; monocarboxylic acid transport.
AUGGCAGAUUCAAACCCAGGACCUCCUGGAUCUGCAGAAGAAAGCUUGGAAAUCAGAUCAGUCUCUAAAGAGGACUUGGAUGAGGUCAAGUCCAGCUGCCAUGUAGGGAAAGAGCUGGAGGAUGCUGAUGAGUGGAGAGUGGAACUAUGUUUUGAAGAUCCCAGUGACAAACAUGAUAUGACUGAAGAAUCAACCAGCAGAACUAAGUGGACUGAACUAAAGAACAAAAUUCUUCUGUAUGUAGAUUAUACCCUCAUUACAAAUGCUCAGUUCAUGAUCUACUCUAUGUUUGGGGUGUUUGCUGCUCUGGGUUUCUUUGCCCCAGCUCUGUUCCUGGUUCCCUAUGCCCGCAGUAAAGGGAUCGAGGAGUACCAGCAGCUGACGGCUACAGUGAUUCUGCUGGGUACAGUGUUGCUGCUAUGCCCGUUGGCUACCUCGUUUUCAGAGCUGGUUGCUUUUAGUGCAGUUUACGGGCUGGUGUAUGGUGCAACGGUUGCCAUUCACAUCACUGUGCUGGCUGAGGUUGUGGGCAUCCAGAGGCUCGGAAGUGCACUGGGGUUCUUCAUGCUUAUACGCAGCAGCGGAGGCCUGCUUGGACCACCUAUUGCUGGAUUCUUCAUUGACAAGAUGAGUGAUUAUGGGACAGGUUUCCUCAUGGCAGGGGUGUCUCUCAUUGUCUCUGCCUUGUUCCUGCUCCUCCUCCACAUAAUGAACCGAAGAGGUCAGGGCACAGCUAACAAGAGCCAGAGUACACACAAGGACAACAAAGGACAAAGUCUAGGAGGGGAAGAAAAAGAGGAGCAGGACAUGACAUGA